AUGAUAAGUGGACUUCUGACAGAGAGAGACCCUCGCUGCAAAUCCAGUUGACACAAAUGAAAGCCAGCAUCCUAAAUCCAACACCAUGCCUGGACUCAUUAACAAGGAGAAUCGGAGCGCCUUGCCCCUCAGUGUCUCUGAUAUCACUUCCUGUGUCAGGGGUUAUACUCUGGCUCUGACAGCUUCUAUGACCUAUGAAAAUAUUGAGGAUCAUGCAAUUGAAGGGAUCUUCAUUUAUCCACUGGAGGAAAAUUCCAUCGUAGUAGGGUUUGAGGCUAUGAUAUCCAGUCAAAUUAUAACGCUGCAAGUCAAAGACAAAGCAAAAAUUGAGGACUGUUAUCUUGAUUGCUGCAACACAUCUAAUGGAGCCCUCCAGAGUGGCAGCGGAUACAUACUGUUGGAUGAGGAUUUGGAGAGGACAGUGUUGGUGGUUAACCUUGGGAUCAUCCCUCCUAUGGAGACGGUCCAUAUUCUGGUCAGUACCUCCUCUGAGCUCUCCACCCUACCCAGCGGGGGCAUCAUUGUGUCAUCCCCACCGGUGUGUACACCUCGGGUACAGAGGACCAUUAAUGAGGAGCAGGGACUUUCCCCAAACUUCUCCAGAACGCGGGACAGGCAUACCUGUGCCUCAAGUCCUCAUGAUCAAACUCCCAACUCCCCUCAGCUGUGGUUGGCUUCACUGCUGGAGGAGGAGACCAUCAACUCCAUGGACUACAAGUUUAACUUUCAGCUGGAGAUACGUGCUCCUUAUCUCCUUGCAGGUGUGGAGAGCCCGUCUCAUGCCAUCCGAGCUGAUGCAGAUCCUCUGGCCCGCUCUGCCACAAGUGUUGUUAUCACUCUGGCGGACAAAUACACUUAUGACUGUCCUGUCAAAAUCAUCAUUUACCCCAGCGAGCCUCAUCUGCCACAUGUGCUCAUCGAGAAUGGAGACAUGACACAGGAGGAGUAUGAUGAGUAUCUUCACGGCCGGAGCGAUUUCAUCAAGGCCACCAAGAAGGAUGCCAGCAACGAGAGGAAAGUGGAUAUCAUUCACAGGCGACUCCACAAGGACAUCCUCCACAACCCUGUGGUUAUGUUGAACUUUUGUCCUGACCUCAAGUCCAUCAGCUCAGACCUGAGGAAGGUUCACGGCGAGUUUAUCUUCCUCAUUGACCGCAGCGGCAGCAUGAGCGGGGUUAACAUCAACCGUGUGAAGGAUGCCAUGGUGGUGAUUCUCAAGAGCCUUGUGCCUGGCUGCCUUUUCAACAUCAUAGGCUUCGGCUCUACAUUCAAAUCACUGUUCACAACCAGCCAGAACUAUGAAGAGGAUGCCCUGGCCCUGGCUUGUGAGUAUGUCAGGAAGAUCAGAGCCGACAUGGGUGGGACCAACAUCUUGUUACCGCUCAACUGGAUCCUGAGGCAGCCGAUGUUCAGCGGACACCCACGCCUGCUCUUCCUGCUCACCGAUGGGGCCGUCAGCAACACAGGCAAAGUUAUCGAGCUGGUCCGCAGGCAUGCACGCUACAUCAGAUGUUUUACGUUCGGCAUAGGACAGAACGCUUGCAGGAGGCUGGUGCAGGGACUGGCGACAGUUUCUAAAGGAACAGCAGAGUUCCUGGCCGAGGGAGAGAGGCUGCAACCCAAGAUGAUAAAGUCCCUGAAGAAAACCAUGUGUCCAGUACUCAGCGACAUUUCCAUUGAGUGGCUCUUCCCCGAGACCAAGGAAGUGCUGCUGUCCCCCGUGGGAAACACCUUCCUGUUUCCAGGGGACAGUCUGAUUGGCUACAGUGUGGUUUGUGACACCACCCGCUACCACGCCAACCCCAAAUCUGAUAAGAGGAGGCGGUACAGCAUGAUGCGCUCCAUUGAGUCAGCCAGCUCUGUGUUUUACCACUCUCAAGAGGAGGACCCAGUGAAGACAAGUGUUGACAGCCAGGGCUCCUACAAGGAGGCACCCUCUGGUCCUCUGUAUGACUCCUACCCGGACUCCAUGACAGACGGCAGCCUUGCCGGCACAGAACAAGACACCAUGGGGUUGGAUAAGACAUCACCAAGACGGCGGGCGUACAGUACCAACCAGAUAAUAGAGUUCAACCCGACAAAGAAGGUCUACACUCCCAGUGACCCUAGUUCUGUGGUGGCCAAGAAUCCACUGAGGAGAGCCAAGGUCCAGGAGCUGAUCAACCAGAUGAGCCCCGAGCAUGAGGCGCAGUGGAAGAACGACUACCAGCCACAGCUGGCGAGCCUGUGCGCUGUGUCUUCCAGAGGGCGUCCUGCCAGCUGUCACAAGCCAGUCCCUCAGCAGGAGCCUCUUCUGCAGCAGGAAGCCGACUCAGAGCUUCAUUUCCAUCCCCAGCCUCAGGACAACCCUCUGCCCAGCAGCAGUGGUGUGCUGCCAGCAUCUCGCAGCACUGCUGGGGAAGAUGGAUCCAGAUCCUCCACUGACAGCCCAUCUGUUGGCAGCGUCGGAGAUACAGAUGGUUAUGGACACCAGUUAUGUCAAGCAGAAACCCCACAGGAAACCCAAAUUUCAGACCUGGGCGCGGCCAACCAGCACAAAGGUGACUGCAAAGCUGUGGUGUCCGGACUGUUGUGUGGGAAACCGAUGAAGUGGGAGGUGGUCUUUGACAUCAAGCCGUUCCUGAACGGACGGGAACGUGAGGAGAAGGUUCACGAGGAGCUGUGGAACGAGACCUUCCACCACCUGGCUGGACGCUCCAUCAUACACGACUUUGAGCACAUGGCGGAUAAAGAGUGUGAGAUUGAGCAUGGCUCUGGCAGGAAGUACCAGCUGUAUGCUAUUCACACCAGCAAAGCCUGCAAUAUACUGAGCAAAUACACAGCGUUUGUUCCCAUCGACCUGGACACUAAUGAGUAUUUGCAGACAUGUAUUGAAUACAUAAGCCCCGGUGAAGGUCUGAAGAGGGGCUCGCACUCCAGCUCUCGUUCAGGGAGCAGGAAGAACAGAGGUUACUCCAUUGGACUGGGUCGCUCUCAGUCUGGUGGCAUGUCGGAGGAACUUGAAGACGUCCUGUUGCCCAACAGUGGGGACGAUAUUGUCUCUCCAUGUAGCACUCCCUCCUCCUCUGGCUGGGAGAGAUGUAGUUUCACAGAGGUCUCCCAAAGGAGUCCGUCUGUGACCUCUGACCAAUCACAGAAAUCGGUGGAGAGCCUUUUUUCUGCCAGGUUGGCCCUCAGCAGGACUCGGCUACUGACUCGAGCUGCCAAAGGAUUCAUGUGUCGAUCUCACAGCAAGUCCGGCGAUUCAAUCGGAGAAAGCGACAAUGAGAACAAAGACUACAUUCCUCUGCUCUUAUUGCAGUUGGCUAGUGGUGCAUUUCCCUUGGACACAGCUCUGUGCGAUGCCAUUAACGUGCCCAUGGAUAAGCUAAAGUGGACGUCCCCCUUCACCAGCCACCGCACCAGCCUGGGCCACUUGUCUCACUCCAGCGCCCGCCGAGCUGAGAGUGCCGAUGAUGGGCACAGAUCACCGUGUGAGCCAGAACCAUAUCAGCAGCCUGCAGAGCAAACUGUAGGUAUCCACAGCCCCUCUCAUCUGUCCAGGAGCACCUGGACGGAUGCUGCUUCCUCCUUGUUAGGAAGUCCAUCCACCCUUGCUGAGCCCCCACUGUCCCCACACUCCCAAGUGGACAGUGGACGGAGCUCUGGUUCAGGGGGCUUGGAAACAGCAUUACCUGGCGGUGUGCUUAAGAGGAUGCUGAAUCCAGAGAGCAUGGUGUGGGCCACGGCUGUGGCCCUCGCCUGGCUGGAGCACAGCUCUGCCAGUUAUUUCAUAGAGUGGGAACUGGUAGCCGCCAAGGCCAGCAUGUGGUUGAGUGCACAGGAUAUCCCAGAAGGCCGAGAUUUAGCCUCCGUCAAGGCUGCUGCCAAUCAGCUCUUCAUCAUCCUCAGACACUGGGACGAAAACCUGCAACUGAACAUGCUCUGCUACAACCCUAACAGUGUCUGA
Toxotes jaculatrix (banded archerfish) is the source of this 3949-nucleotide messenger RNA. RefSeq names its product von Willebrand factor A domain containing 5B1 (gene vwa5b1). The coding region runs from base 86 to 3949 and encodes 1287 amino acids. Lineage: Eukaryota; Metazoa; Chordata; Actinopteri; Toxotidae. The record is from RefSeq and is a predicted model, not a curated record. The transcript has 23 exons.